ACCUUCCUCUCCCAGUUAAGUAGAGGUCUGCUUAGGCUCCUGCGCGCGGCGGGUUACUGUGAACGAAGUGCUGCUGGGGUCCACUGGAGUUGCUGCAAUCCCGAGAGUUCUUGAAGCAGAGGCGUGGGAAUCAGAGGGAACUUCGGCUCCGGGAGCCAUGGCAAAAUACUCCACAAGGCUGAAGAGCAGACAGAUUUAUUCAUGGAUUGGCAAGCCUUUGCUGGAUCGAAAGCAACAUUGUCAAACUUACAAAGAAAUGAGUGUGAAAAUGACAGGUUGUUCAACUGAAAUUCACAUCCAAGUUGGGCAGUUUGUACUCAUCAAAGGGGAUGAUGAUGAAAAUCCUUAUGUUGCUAAAUUGGUUUCGUUGUUUGAAGAUGAUUCUGAACCUCAUUUUAAGAAACAUGCACAAGUACAGUGGUUUAUCCGAUUCUGUGAAGUUCCUGUCAAUAAACAGCACUUGCUAGGCCGCAAGCCUGAUGCACAGGAGAUAUUCUGGUAUAAUUGCCCUGACUGUCAGAGCAACAUUAAUGCCGAGACCAUCAUCAGCCCUGUGCAGGUAGUAGCUUUAGCCCCUGAUGAAGUGAUACCUAAGAGUCUGAAAAACGAGAAGACUCUCUUUGUCAAACUCUCUUGGAAUGAGAAGAAAUUCACACCACUAUCUCCUGAACUAUUUGCAAAGCUGGAUAAUCUACAGGAAUACCACAGUAAAUGUCAGAAGUCUGUGGAAACCAAGACUAAUGGCAUAGAAAGCCCUUCCUGGACCACAACAGAGCAUGUGGCUAAAAGGAUUGAAUCAAAACAUUCUACCUCCAAAUCCCGCCAUGCUCCUACUCAUGGAAUAACCCCAAGGGCAAGGAAGAAGCUGGAGCUAGACAGUUGCCCUAGGACACCCAACACUAGGAAUUCCCAUCAGACUUCACAGAUUUCACUGGAGUCUCCAGGACGAACUAAACGGAAAGUGAACUGCUCUGAGGUGACUUCACCUUCUAAGAGAUGUCAACCUGACGAACACCUGGCUUUGUCUCCACUUCCGAAAGACUCACAAAAACCUGGAGGCAUUGAACACUCUUGUACGGAGGAUGACAAGAAUGCUUCAUCUGAGUGUCACAGGGCUCUGAGAACUCGAGUUCCAGCUUUGACAGCUACAGACAUUGUUAAGGAAACAACAAUUACUCCUGUCAGGGGACAACAGAAAUCCUCAGUGGUGCCUUCUGUGACUCUGACACCAGAAAUCAUCAAAAAGAGGGAAACAAAAGAAACUGAAGCUCAGAAUGAUGCUACCCCUACUCCCCACCGCACCCACCGAAAGACUUCUCUCUUGACUUUGAGUCGGAUUAGGCAACAGCUUAGGUUUUUAGGUAAUGCAAAAGAUGACCAAAAAGAGCAAGAUUUCCUGCCUACUGCAGAGAUCUCAGACUCUGACAGUGAGGAGGAGGAGGCGUCGGUGUCCACACCACCCCUUCGUAGGAGGACUGCAAGUAGUGUGUCCAGGAAUCUCCAUUCUUCCUUAAAGUCGUCCUUGCAGACCCCUUCCAAAACACCGAAGAAAACUCGCAAUCCUAGAACACCACGUCAGGCCACGCCCCAGAUUCGCAGCCGAAACCUGGCUGCCCAGGAGCCAACCAAUGUGCUGGAGGAGGCUCGGUUGAGGCUGCAUGUUUCUGUUGUGCCUGAGUCUCUUCCCUGUCGGGAACAGGAAUUUCAAGACAUCUACAAUUUUGUGGAAAGCAAACUCCUUGACCAUACUGGAGGGUGCAUGUACAUCUCAGGGGUCCCUGGGACAGGGAAAACUGCUACUGUACACGAGGUGAUACACUGCCUGCAGCAGGCGGCCCAAACAAAUGACGUACCUCCCUUUCAGUACAUUGAGGUCAAUGGAAUGAAGCUGACAGAGCCCCACCAAGUUUAUGUGCAAAUAUUGCAGAAGUUAACAGGCCAAAAGGCAACAGCUAACCAUGCUGCAGAAUUGCUGGCAAAGAGAUUCCGUACCAGGGGGUCCUCUCAGGAAACCACUGUAUUGCUCGUGGAUGAGCUUGACCUUCUCUGGACUCAGAAACAAGACGUAAUGUACAAUCUCUUUGAUUGGCCUACACACAAGGAGGCCCGACUUGUGGUCCUGACCAUUGCCAACACCAUGGACCUGCCAGAACGCAUCAUGAUGAACCGGGUGUCAAGCCGACUGGGUCUUACCAGGAUGUCCUUCCAGCCUUAUACUCAUAGCCAAUUGCAGCAGAUCCUAUUGUCUCGACUGAAAAAUUUAAAGGCCUUUGAGAGUGAUGCCAUCCAGUUGGUAGCCAGGAAGGUAGCAGCCCUCUCUGGAGAUGCACGACGCUGCCUAGACAUUUGUAGGCGUGCCACAGAGAUCUGUGAAUUCUGCGAGAAACCCAACUCCUCUGGCCUAGUCACUGUAGCCCACUUACUGGAAGCAGUUGAUGAGAUGUUUUCAUCUUCAUACAUCACUGCCAUCAAAAAUUGCUCUGUCCUGGAACAGAACUUCCUGAGAGCCAUCCUUGCAGAGUUUCGUAGAUCAGGACUGGAAGAAGCAACAUUUCAACAGAUUUACACUCAACAUGUGGCCUUAUGCAGAAUGGAGGGACUGCCAUACCCCACCAUGUCUGAGACCAUGGCUGUGUGUUCUCAUCUGGGUGCCUGCCGCCUGCUGCUUGUAGAGCCCAGUAGGAACGACCUGCUUCUUCGUGUGCGCCUCAAUGUCAGCCAGGAUGACGUUCUGUACGCGCUCAGAGAGUGAAGGACUUCACACAGAAGGCUGGUGGCCUGCUGUUUGUCAAGAGCACAUGGGACUGUUGGAGAAGAGGAGCCUGAAUAGAAGUGAAUGUCAUGUUUUGUGCUGUCUAUUCAAUAACUGACUUUCCCUGGGUGUUUAUAAAAUUCAUAAAGACAAACUAUCCUGUACCAGAUGCCCUCUCA
This is a messenger RNA of Erinaceus europaeus (western European hedgehog), 2931 nucleotides long. RefSeq names its product origin recognition complex subunit 1 (gene ORC1). The record is from RefSeq and is a predicted model, not a curated record. Lineage: Eukaryota; Metazoa; Chordata; Mammalia; Eulipotyphla; Erinaceidae. The transcript has 17 exons. Gene Ontology annotation, biological process: DNA replication initiation; mitotic DNA replication checkpoint signaling. The coding region runs from base 158 to 2752 and encodes 864 amino acids. Gene Ontology annotation, cellular component: nuclear origin of replication recognition complex. Gene Ontology annotation, molecular function: chromatin binding; ATP binding; DNA replication origin binding.